Molecule: messenger RNA, 1122 nt
Organism: Parasteatoda tepidariorum (common house spider)
Lineage: Eukaryota; Metazoa; Arthropoda; Arachnida; Araneae; Theridiidae
Product: homeobox protein Nkx-6.2-like
Biological process (GO): cell differentiation; regulation of transcription by RNA polymerase II
Cellular component (GO): nucleus
Molecular function (GO): DNA-binding transcription factor activity, RNA polymerase II-specific; RNA polymerase II cis-regulatory region sequence-specific DNA binding
Source: RefSeq, a predicted model, not a curated record
AUGCUAGAAUUUACUCCUUCAACAACAUCGACUAGUGCCAGUUCCAUGCUUUCAAUGCUCAAUCUUAAUAUGGAAGCAGUGUCUCGACAGAAUUUCUUACUUGGUACAAGUCCUCCCUUAGCUGCUCUUCAUACAAUGGCUGAAAUAAAAGCUUCAGCUCUUGCACCUUAUGGUGGACCAACAACUCAUCAAUCGAUCAUGAAAACAAGCUGUAUCACCCCUGUGUCAUCGGCCACUCCUCAUGGGAUUAAUGACAUUCUUAGCCGACCGACUAUGACAUCACCACCAACUUUAGGAACAUUAGGUGCUGCACUUCCAAAGAUUAGUCUUGGUGUAGGACCUGGCAUGUAUUUUGCACCAACAAAUCCUAGUUUACAUAAAUUGGGAGAUAUACCUGGAAGACCAUCCCAUGUUUACUGGCCAACAGUUAAUUCUUUAUGGAGGGAUCGCUUAGCUGCCCCUCAAGUAUCCGCCCAAUCAUGUACUGAUAAAGAUGGGAAGAAAAAGCAUACUAGACCUACAUUCUCUGGGCAUCAAAUCUAUGUCUUAGAGAAGACCUUUGAACAAACAAAAUACCUAGCUGGACCAGAAAGAGCUAAAUUAGCAUAUGCUUUAGGAAUGUCUGAAAGUCAAGUAAAAGUAUGGUUUCAAAAUCGUCGCACAAAAUGGCGAAAGAAACAUGCUGCAGAAAUGGCCAGUGCGAAAAGAAAACAUGACUCAGAAGCUGAACAUUUUCGACAUGAAGAUUUAUCUGAUAGAGAUGAUUUUGAUACAAAAGGGCUCAAAAUGAAUAUUCUAAGGCCAAACUGUAGGCAUGAAGAUUCAUCGGAAAGCAUACUCUGACCAGAGGUUCAUUAUUUUCAUAACCACGUGAUAGAAAACAAUGCACUUUGUCCUGACACUUCCUACUUUUUAAGUGAAAAACGAAAAACAAUAAUGUAUUAAAGACUUUUCCAUUUGACUUAAGUGAUAUCGAAAUUCCUCUAAAAGAGGAUGGGACUUGAAAAAAAGAAAAAUUCAUAUUGUAUAGUCGCGAAAGACAAGAAUAGUGAAUCAAACUAUGCAAAUUAAACAAUGCUUAGAACUGAAAAAAGCAUAAUGUGCAUCGAACACUGCGUAAAA